AUGGAUAACAUACACAACCAAAUUCGUGAAAAUUUGGAAAAAAAAGCUCUCGCAAAAAGUCCUGGAAAACAUGAAAGAAAUGUCAAAGAUUUGCGUCUGAUCGCAAAAACAACUAUGGCGAGCACAAAAGCUAGCCAAGCUCGUAUUCCCUUUUUGGUACAUCCUACGAAAGGAAAAGUAGAGUCUAUAUCAGAGAUGCUGACGGUAGCCACUGAUUUUUACACUGAACUGUACAGUGAAAAACCAGCCGAUAGUGGAAUCUGGAACAGAUUCUUGACCGGUUUACCGAAACGCAGUCCUCAAAAUAUUGAUAAACUAGAAAAAGAAAUCACAGUUGUAGAAUGCUAUGACGCUCUCAAGGAAAUGACGACAGGACGAUCUCCAGGGGAUGACGGGAUCACGGUAGACGUAUAG
This is a messenger RNA of Didymodactylos carnosus, 414 nucleotides long. The record is from the annotation of a GenBank genome assembly. Lineage: Eukaryota; Metazoa; Rotifera; Eurotatoria; Philodinida; Philodinidae.